Messenger RNA from Raphanus sativus (radish), 1257 nucleotides. Its product is annotated as MADS-box protein SOC1. The record is from RefSeq and is a predicted model, not a curated record. Gene Ontology annotation, biological process: positive regulation of transcription by RNA polymerase II. The transcript has 10 exons. Lineage: Eukaryota; Viridiplantae; Streptophyta; Magnoliopsida; Brassicales; Brassicaceae. Gene Ontology annotation, molecular function: DNA-binding transcription factor activity, RNA polymerase II-specific; protein dimerization activity; RNA polymerase II cis-regulatory region sequence-specific DNA binding. The coding region runs from base 374 to 1015 and encodes 213 amino acids. Gene Ontology annotation, cellular component: nucleus.
AAAAGAAAGAAAAAUAAAUGUUCCACACCAUUACCAUAACUACAACUAGAAGAGGAUCUUUUUAAGGAGAAAGCAGAGAGAGAAGAAAGGAGUGUGUGUGUGUUGUCUGUUGUGUCUUUUAUUACACACAAAUAGAUGAAACGAGGAAAGCUAUUACUUCUUUUCUAACAUCCAUAAACAGAUCCUUCCUUUCGCAGAGAAUCAAUCUUGGACUAGUCUGAUGGAUCUACUUUCAUUUUGUUGGAUUUGAUGUUUUGUUUCGGCUAAAUCUCAUUUCAAUUACCCCCAAAAACGAAAACAAAAUUAAAAGUCUCCUCCCACCAAAAAAUAUAUCAAAAAUCAAAUCCUAGGAUUAUUAAACAAGGAGAAAAAGAUGGUGAGGGGAAAAACUCAGAUGAAGCGAAUAGAGAAUGCAACAAGCAGACAAGUCACUUUCUCUAAACGAAGGAAUGGCUUGUUGAAGAAAGCCUUUGAGCUCUCAGUGCUUUGUGAUGCUGAAGUUUCUCUGAUCAUUUUCUCUCCUAAGGGAAAACUUUAUGAGUUCGCCAGCUCCAAUAUGCAAGAUACCGUAGAUCGUUAUCUGAGGCACACCAAGGAUCGAGUCAGCAGCAAACCGGUUUCUGAAGAAAAUAUGCAGCAUUUCAAACAUGAAGCAGCAAACAUGAUGAAGAAAAUUGAACAACUUGAAGCUUCCAAACGUAAACUUUUGGGAGAAGGCAUAGGAUCAUGCUCGAUUGAGGAGCUGCAGCAAAUUGAGCAACAACUCGAGAAAAGUGUCAAAUGUGUUCGAGCAAGAAAGACUCAAGUGUUUAAGGAACAAAUUGAGCAGCUGAAGCAGAAGGAGAAAGCUCUAGCUGCAGAAAACGAGAAGCUCGCUGAAAAGUGGGGAUCUCAUGAAAUCGAAGUUUGGUCGAAUAAGAACCAGGAAAGUGGACGAGGUGACGAAGAGAGUAGCCCAAGUUCUGAAGUUGAGACACAAUUGUUCAUUGGGUUACCUUGUUCUUCAAGAAAGUGAAGCAACUACUAUUCCAAGAACAACAAAAACAAAACAAAGCAAAAAACAUAUAUGUAAAAACGGGUUAGCAGUGAGUGUAUAAGGACAAGUAACAAAGCUCUAAAGCUGUUUCUCUUGUUAUCUUCUUUCUCUCUCUCUCACUCUCACUCUCUUCUUUAAAACUGAACUGCCUGUGGUAUGUAUCUAUGUUCUUAUACACUUCCCUUCUCUAGAAUCUAAUUAUGUUUACUGUUCACUUUUAA